AUGAAGAAAUGGAAUCAAAUUUUCCCUAUUUUAUUCUUCUCAGCCCUCUUAAACCUUUAUUUCAAACCCAAAUUCAUUAUAUUUGUCAAUUCUUCCAGCAGAGAUAGGAAUAUUGGUCACAUUCAUUCUAAAAAGCCCUCAAAUUCUUUAUUUCUUCAAGAUUCUUCCAAUAACUCUUUAAAUGAUAAUAUUGUGAACUCCAAUCAUGUUCGUAUAAAUGACUUUAAUAACCCGUUAAGACAACCUAAUUCCUCAAUUUUCUCAAAUAAAGCAUUUAAUGACAAAUUAGGUGACGGUAAUGUUGGCUGCAACAUAACUGCAAAGGCGAUUUUCUUGUGCGGUGGAUUUGGCAAAAGACUUAAUUAUGACUUUGGGGAACUAGGUUCAGAUUAUUAUAUUCCAGAGGGUAUGCCUAGGGCAAAGCAGUUUAUUCACAUUUAUAACGUCCCUUUGUUUGUUUAUUCUUUAUCGGAAUUUAUUCAUAAUCCCAACAUAUCUGAGAUACUCAUAGUCACCAGGCCUCCCUGGUUCCGUAAAGUCCUUGAGAUGAUUUUGAAAUCCAAAGAAUUCAUCUCUAAAUACUCGGUAAUUGAACACAAUUUACAUGACGAACCUGAACAUACUGUGGAUAGUGUCCCAGAUGACACUGUUAAUUUGUCAGAAAAAUCCCUAAAAAGAGGGUUUAUUUUCGCAUACGACUUGAAAAACAACCAGUUUGUACUUGAUUUAAAGCUAAUUGAACCUAAUUAUGGUACUGAUGAUACAAAUUAUGACAGUCUACACAACAGAUAUAAGUUUAUUAAGUUUUGUGAAUCAGGGCCUGAACGUUUCAGCUCUGCUUAUAAUGGGUUGAGGAAUUUGGAAGAUUAUACGGCAGAUGAUGAGAUAGUGAUAAUUCAUGAUGGAGCAAGACCAUUAGCCAGACUUGUUGACCUAAAGGAGUUGAUAAGUUCUGCGAGUAAGUUCGGGGGAGCAGUCCCAGGCUACCAAAGUACGGACACUGUUAAAUUAGCUCAGAAUCACAAGGUUUUGAGGACUUUGGACAGGAACAAAACCUUCAUCAUACAAACUCCUCAAGCUUUCAAGUAUAAAGUAAUCAAAGAUGCUUACGACAAUGUUCUAGAAUCAGAUUCAUUCAAAUACGAACCACACCUGUUUAACCACUUCACAGACGAUGCAAGUUUUGUGGAAUCACAGUUAAGAAAUCACAUAGUCAUAAUAGAAGGAAAUAGGAACAACUUAAAACUCAAUUAUAAUUCGGAUCUGGAUCUAUUUAAGUUCUAUUUGCAUCACAUCUUUUUUUUAAAAGAUCUCAAAUAA
This is a messenger RNA of Theileria annulata, 1320 nucleotides long. RefSeq names its product 2-C-methyl-D-erythritol 4-phosphate cytidylyltransferase, putative. Gene Ontology annotation, biological process: isoprenoid biosynthetic process. The coding region runs from base 1 to 1320 and encodes 439 amino acids. Gene Ontology annotation, molecular function: 2-C-methyl-D-erythritol 4-phosphate cytidylyltransferase activity. The record is from RefSeq and is a predicted model, not a curated record. The transcript has a single exon. NCBI's taxonomy places the organism in Eukaryota, Apicomplexa, Aconoidasida, Piroplasmida, Theileriidae.